This is a messenger RNA of Megachile rotundata (alfalfa leafcutting bee), 2767 nucleotides long. It is a transcript of the gene Sobp, whose product is annotated as Sine oculis-binding protein. Gene Ontology annotation, cellular component: nucleus. NCBI's taxonomy places the organism in Eukaryota, Metazoa, Arthropoda, Insecta, Hymenoptera, Megachilidae. The record is from RefSeq and is a predicted model, not a curated record. Gene Ontology annotation, biological process: animal organ development.
GAACGUUAUUGUAACGAAUUAAUCUCAAAUAUGAUUAAACUAAAAAAUUUUUCUGGAAUAUUAUUUUUAAAAUUAAUACAAGUUCAGUGUUACAGGACAUAAAAGUUAAAACAGUGCGCGCGCAUUCGUACACGAAAGAAACCUAUCCCUUUCUCUUUUCUUCUUCUCUUCCCCUUCUUGUUUAUGCCAGUCCUGCUGUGUAUCGAAAUCGAAGUUUGAUUCAAAGAAUCAUUUGACAUCGCAAGUUCUAAUCCAGCGGAGUAAUAAGAUAUUUCAAAGUGUGCGCGAAAAUUGUAUCACGUGACUUGUAGAUCAAAAGUGCAUGUCUAAUGAAUCGAUUGUCAGUGCGAUUUUUGAUCGUUCAAGCAACGCGCGUUACAAUCAAUGAAAAACAAUAAUUUUUUAUAUAAAUGAAUGUUACAUCAUUAUUAAAAAUACAUAUAUACGUAUUUCUGUAUGUGCAUAUGAUUGUCGAAUAAUAAUUGCAGAUUGUAUGGACCGUGUAAAAAUAAAUUUCUUAGAAGUGCGAAGAAAUUUUCUGUUAAGUCGACGAGAAGGAGAAGAUACUGGACGAGUUAUUUAUGAGAUCUAUUUUCACGCAAGUUGUGUUACCUUAGUGGCCUAAAAAUAUCAGUGAAAUUUGAUUAGGCACAGCUUGAUGGUUCAGUUCGGAGGUAAUGGACAUUAAACCACCGAUCAACUCUUUCGUAAAAAACAUCGAAGAAAACGCAAGAAAAAUAUUGUCAUCAUUGGAUAAGGACAAUGGAGAUCAUCGUUCGACCGAAAAGAAUUUUGUACCGGUUGAAGUUAAAAAAGAAGAAACUGAGAAUGAAAUUCAGGAAUAUGCAGCGACCACAAUAAGCGAAUUAUUAGGCUGGUAUGGUUAUGAUAAAGUGGAUAGUGGUUGUACAAAACGUUUGAACUUGGAUCAUUUUACAUCCACAUCUAAUGCAAGACAUAAUCAAAUGCAUCAAAUGGAUCAAAAUAUUAUACCAACCAAAUUAGCAUCAAGAGAUUCACCAAAUACUUUCAAUUUUUCUCCUGAUGUUUCAAGCUUACCAUUGCCAUGUUCUACAACUAUGAAUAGGCAAUUCUCCCCUUUACUUGAAUUGAAGACAGCUACAUUCAAUUCCACAUCUAAAUUUCCUUAUAAAAAUUAUAUAAGUUCCAUUUUUUCAGAUAAUGCAAUAACAUGUUCUUGGUGUGGUAGAAUGAUAAAAGCACGUGCACCAGGUGAAACAAAUGCUCUUGCUUAUAGUACAAUAAAUGUUCUGGAACACUUUUGUAGUGAAGCUUGCUUUAUAGCUGGUAAAAAAACAGUUUUUAAGGAAGCAAAAACAUGUGAUUGGUGUAGGCAUAUACGAAAUCCAAUUAGCUAUGUUGGUUUUCAGGAUGGUGAGAGUCAGUUGCAAUUUUGCAGUGAUAAAUGUUUAAAUCAAUACAAAAUAAACAUUUUUUGUCAUGAAACACAAACUCAUUUAAUGCUUCAAGGUUUAAAUAACGUUUCUUUUCACGACACAGAAAAAGGUAGUUUAAUAACUCCGGAACUUUGGUUUCGAAAUUGCCAGUCACCGCUGAAUAAUUCUACGGAAGAUACUUUUGUAACUGAUAACAAUUUAAUUUAUAAUUUAUCGCCACCUUUGCUUAAUAACGAAACAAAGGAGAUGGAACAUAAUAAAAAUGAAGAAUCAGAAUUGAGUCCAAAAACUUCAAGAAAGAAAGAUUUAAUUUGUAUUAAAAAACAUCAAAAUGCUAAUAAUUAUAGUGAAAAGAAAAACAAUUUUUAUAAUGAAAUGAGUGAAAACGAUGCUAAUGAAUACAUUAAAGAACAGGCUCUAGCAAAUGAAGAAAACAAAUUCUGUCAUUUUAUGGGUAAUCAAAACCAUUGUAGUAUUAAUAUUUCACAGAAAGAUAAUCCAAAUUGCAAAAGUUUUAAGAAAAAUUGUGAUCUGAUGGACGUUAUAAACUAUAACUCGUGUAAUUAUAAACAAGAAGAUGCUGUAACUUUAGGAAACGACAUACAUAUACAAAAUUUGCAAGAAGAAAAAGAUCAUAAUUCACUUGAAGACAUACUAAGAUUAUCACCUUGGUUUUCAAGAGCAACUGCAUCUUUAACACAAUGCAAAGUUCCACUUUUAUCCACAACUUGCACGCAUAAAUUUAAACAAACAACGAAUCAUAAUCAAAUAAGUGUAUCUCCAACACUUGUACAAUCUAGUCAAAUUAAUUCUCCUACUCAUUCAUUGCCUACAACAAUGUUACCUCAUGUUACAGUUCUAGCACCUUACUCUAUACCUAUCCCCAUACCUAUCCCUAUUCCUAUCCCUGUUUUUCUGCCAGCACCAGUUGUAACUGACUGUAUAACUGAUGAACAAAAAAGCUUCACAACUACUGAACAUACAAAAUAUAAAGACAUAACAUGUCAAGACUUACUAGGAAAUAAAUCUCAUGUACCAAAUAAAUUUGAAUUAAAUAAAAAUGAAGAUGUGACAGUGACAACAAAUUUGCAACAUAAAACACCAGAAUCAAAGGAAUGUUUUUCAACAUCUUUCAGCAGUAACGAUGAAAACAACGAUAAUUUAUAUAAAUUAAAACAAAAUACAAAACCAUUUAGAAAAAGAAAACACGCAAAUGAAAUUAUUACAGAUAAACACGAGAAGCUUCAAUUAAAGAAAAGAAAUAAGGUAAUAGCAGUUUAAAAGACACUCUAUUAAAGAUACUCUUUUUUAUAAAAUAUGUAUUCUUUUAAAUUUUUGUAAUUUAUAAG